Staurois parvus is the source of this 275-nucleotide messenger RNA. Lineage: Eukaryota; Metazoa; Chordata; Amphibia; Anura; Ranidae. The record is from the annotation of a GenBank genome assembly.
AUGUCCACUCGGUCAUGUGAUCAGCUGUGUCCAAUCACAGCUGAUCACUGAUGAUCAGUGUAGCCCCAGCAGUGUCACCUAUCAGUGCCUUGUAUCAGUGCCACAUCAAUGCCAAAUAUCAGUGCCCAUCUGAGCUGCCUAUUAGUGCUAUGUAUCAGUGCCCAUCUGAGCUGCCUAUCAGUGCCAUGUAUCAGUGCUGCCUUUCAGUGCCCAUCAGUGAUGCCUGUCAAUGCCCAUCAGUGCCACCUAUCAGUGCCCAUCACUGCAGCCUCAUU